UCUCCUAAACAUUUGAGUUUCAGACAUUUGUGCGGACUGGGUAAGCCAGCAAGAACUUUAACGGACGUGAGAAGAACACAUUGGUACAAUGAAGUCUUUAUUCGGGAGUCUCGUCUACUGCCUUUUCCUCUUUGUGUCUGAUGUAUACGGAACGUACCGUUUGAAUGGAUUCGAUCCACAGCAGGUUACUGCUCAAAGUUAUGCACAACAUAGAAAUAUUGCCCUUCCACCGCUGCGGACGCUCGCUCCUUCAGUUCACGCCAGUGCAUACAGGCAUAGAGGCUAUCACUACCACCACCAGCCACCAGGGAUCCACCUGCCCGUGGUUUACCAACAACCUGGCCCUCUAUCUCCACCCGUGGCUUACCCCAGACCCUCUGUCCCCUUAAGACCUUACCAACACAGAUUCAAAGGGCGAGCGCCACCGGUGGUGUACAACCUAUACCAAGACCUGUCACCUCCAGUAGUUCACCACCACCUGUUUAAAGUUUUUUUCCCACCAGUGAGCCACCACCACAAAUUCAAAGGUAAAUGUCCACAAAUUUUACCUCUGGUACAGCCUAAACCUACUACAGUGCCAACGACCCCUGUGGUGUACCUACCCACCACAGUUCCAACUCUACCAUCAGUGACUACAUUGCAACCGGUGAUGACCACCUUGCCACUGGAGGUGACCACCACCCCCGUGCCGCCAACACUACCUGUCAGUACCCAAAGCGGCGUCGUCAUCACCACCACCAGUGUGGAGACAGCGACCGACAAUUCGUGCAGGAGCCGUCCCCUGGACCUGGUCUUCAUCAUCGACAGCUCCCGCAGCGUGCGCCCCGGCGAGUUUGAGAAGGUCAAGAUCUUCCUGGCCGACAUGGUCGACACCUUGGACGUGGGACCAGAAGCCACCCGUGUGGCCGUGGUCAACUAUGCCAGCACGGUCAAGAUCGAGUUCCUGCUCAAGGCUCACCUGAACAAGCCCAACAUGAAGCAGGCUAUCACCCGCAUCGAGCCCCUCGCCGCCGGCACCAUGACUGGCCUGGCCAUCAAGUCGGCCAUGACCGAGGCCUUCACCGAAGAGUCAGGCGCCCGGCCAAAGUCGAAGAACAUCGCCAAGGUGGCCAUCAUCGUGACAGACGGGCGUCCUCAGGACCAGGUGGAGGAGGUGUCAGCGGCUGCCCGGGGGUCCGGCAUCGAGAUCUACGCGGUGGGGGUGGACCGAGCCGACAUGACCUCUUUGCGGCUGAUGGCCAGCAACCCUCUGGAAGACCACGUGUUCUACGUGGAGACCUACGGCGUCAUCGAGAAGCUCACCUCCAAAUUCAGGGAGACCCUGUGUGGUGUGGACCCCUGUGCCAUGGGACACGACUGUGAGCACAUAUGUGUCAGCAGCAACGCGUCCCAUCACUGCAAGUGUCGGAAGGGCUAUAUCUUGAACCUGGACCAGAAAACAUGUACUCUGAAACAGAUGAAGGUGGUGGUGGUGGAGGACCCUUGUAAGUGUGAAGCCAGACUGGCUUUCCAGAUGCAGACACAGGCCGCCCUCCAGGAGAUCACUGCCAGACUAGCUGACAUGACAGGAAGAGUGGAACAGAUUGAGAACAUUUUGGGACCUGUCUAAGGGGAGGAGGAAACGCAGGGUCAGCCAACCUCUGAUGGCCCCGCAGCCAGUCGUCACAGUCACGGACCACUGCAACACAGGCAUGUACUACUACUGCUGUCCUCCAUCACAUCAGCGGACAUCGACAACAACAGACAGUGGAACUUUGGAUAAACAACACUGCAACAGCUAGACGGAAACAAUGUCAGUCCAUGGUUCUUUAAACAAGCUAUUGGACUUAGGUCAGGACUGUAUCAGGGAAUUAUGGGGGCUAACAGUGUCAGUCUGUCCAUAUAUGAGCAUCAAGUUCCCACGAAACGUUACAGUAUAUAACGGUAUACACCUUUUAGAAAUGUGCUAAAUACAUUUUCAUCAAGUCUGCUUCAGUGAACACAUUUGGAAUUUGUUUUUGGAAGUUUCUUUGAAGUAUAUUGAUUUUUUUUUAAAAUAAUGUUCAGUAGGGAUCAGUCAGUGAGGGUCAUUGCGUUUAAGAUUUUGUUUUAUUUUAACAGAUUUUAGACAUGUUAUACAAUAUUUGAUCAUUUCCAAUCUGGUAGAAAUAUGUAAUUUUUGUUUUUUGUGCCCGCCAAUUAAGGUAUUUUUGUUAGAUUGUGUCAGUGCAAAAUGUUGAACGCUAUAAUGUGAGGAAAAUGUACACCCCCAUGUGUGCUGUGUACGUCAGAAUAAAAAAAGGAAUGUACUGAAUAUGUGACAAUCAAGACCAGGAGAGAAAAUUAUUUUGCACAGUGCCUUUAUCCAUUGAACUACUUGAUGAAUAUUAAAGGGGAAGUUCAGUAUUUUA
Molecule: messenger RNA, 2390 nt
Organism: Salvelinus namaycush (lake trout)
Lineage: Eukaryota; Metazoa; Chordata; Actinopteri; Salmoniformes; Salmonidae
Gene: matn3a
Product: matrilin 3a
Exons: 7
Coding region: 89-1609 (506 amino acids)
Source: RefSeq, a predicted model, not a curated record